This is a messenger RNA of Benincasa hispida (wax gourd), 330 nucleotides long. The record is from RefSeq and is a predicted model, not a curated record. Lineage: Eukaryota; Viridiplantae; Streptophyta; Magnoliopsida; Cucurbitales; Cucurbitaceae.
AUGACUAGCGCUACAUUGAAUUUGGUAAGUGCUAACAAACUAAACGAUGAUAACUAUACUAGUUGGAAGAAUACUAUAAACACUAUGCUAAUUAUCAAUGACCCGAGGUUCAUCCUUGUUGAGGAAUGUCCUCAACUACUCGUUGUUGGAGUAUCUCAAAAUGUUCAGAAUGCAUAUGAAAGAUGGGUCAAGGCAAUCAAAAAGGCCCCAGUGUACAUCUUGGCCAGCUUAUCUGAAGUUUUGGCCAAGAAGCACAAAAUCAUGGUCGCUGCACGACAGAUCAUGGAUUCGUUGAAGGAGAUGUUUGGACAACCGCCCAUCCAACUCUGA